AUGGCGCUGCUCCAGACGUCCCUGAUCGGGGUUGUGUAUGCAGUGGUGAUCAUCCUUCUGCUUGCAGUGGCCUCGGUAUUUAUCUAUAUCUACCAGACCCCUCGAGACCGCUCGCCAUCAGUAACGCUGACAUGCAUUGUCUCCAUUACCUGUCUUCUUGCGACGGCGCUGUUGUUACCUGUGGAUGUCGCUCUUGUUUCCUCGACCACGUCUUCCAAACUGGGCCGGCGCAAGGACUGGGCCACCCAGGAUGAGGUCGAUAAGAUCACUUAUUCCCUGACCAUCGUCUACUACGUCCUCUAUUCGCUGGAUGCCCUCCUCUGUCUCCUGGUCAUUCCCUUUACUUAUUUCUGGUAUGAGGAAUAUGACGAGGUUUCCAAUGAAACGGGAGAGCAAACGAUCGGGCAGCGUCUUUGGGGUGCCCUUAAGUACACCAUAUCCUUUGUUGCGAUCGUAAUCAUCCUUUUCGUCGUCGGAUUCUUCGUGCCCGUGUCGUCAAAGAAUAAAAGUGGCAUGGACUUGGAUUAUUUCAAGAAGUUGCUGACGGAAAAUCACGGCGAGCGUGCGCUGACUUUUGCGCUUGGGCUCUUGAUGACCAUUGGGCUCUGUCUCUACGUCCUGUAUACUUCUUCGGGUCUGGCUCUUCUCCCUAUCAGUUUGAUCAAGUCUGCACCAUCUAUCUCCAGUCCAAGCCUACAAGCCAACACGGAAGUGCUGCUUGAGACAAAUCGUGAGCGGCAGCGACAACUAGAAGGCCGUUGUGGGGGGAAUCCGGACCAUCUAUCAUCUAAGGACCGUCGGGAGCUCGAUACUUUGAUAAGGGAAGAGCGGACUCUCAUUCGGCGACAGCGUCUGGUUGAAGAGGCCCAGGGCGAGGGUCGCAGUUGGUUGAUAAAGGCAUGGUACAAGAUUGGGGCAAUUUUCCGCCCCUUCAAGCUCCUGUUUGGCAUUCUCAUGCUUUUGAUUGCACUCAUCAUAUGGGUCUCGAUGCUUCUGACGGCAAUCGACAAGGCCAAAAACUCCGUCUGCAAGCACCGAUGUGGGUAUAUUCUUGGUCACGUCAAUAUUUUCAAUCCGGUUAACUGGGCCCUUGUUCAAUCGGCCAAGGUAUUCCCCAUCGACUAUGUCAUUUUUACCAUUCUCGUUCUGCUACUAUUUUGCAGCUCCGUUGUUGGAAUUGCUGCUGUGGGAAUUCGCUUCUUGUGGAUUCGGAUCUUUCAAAUUCGGAAAGGCCAUACCUCUCCCCAGGCCCUCCUUUUGGCGACUGCCCUGGUAAUGCUGAUCAUAUUGGCUCUGAAUUACUCCAUUUCUAUGGUGGUUGCCCCCCAGUACGCAACAUUUGGCCCACAGACAUUCUGUGAUCGCACUCCUCGUUCUCCUCUGGAACAACCCGAUUGCUCAGAUGCUAUGGAGCUUAUCAAACCAUGUUCGGAACUGGCAGCAAAUAACUCUGCCGCGCAGCGAGUGUGCACGCCGAGUGUUGUCAGCACAUUCCUCAAUCGCGUUACUUUGAAUUACCCUUUCUUUGGGGUUGUCUUCUUCUGGGGGCAAUUUUUCUUCUUGGGGCUGUAUCUAAUUGUCUUUGUCACCUCGCUGGUUCGCUCGCCGAAACUGGACGAGAGACAGCUCGAUGAAGACGCCGAGGAGGCAGAAGAGGAAGGACUGUUGGCCAGCACUGGCAGACGCUUCAAUGCUACUUGGCAAGACAUCAGUGGCCGGGCGAGUUGA
Molecule: messenger RNA, 1728 nt
Organism: Penicillium lagena
Lineage: Eukaryota; Fungi; Ascomycota; Eurotiomycetes; Eurotiales; Aspergillaceae
Exons: 3
Coding region: 1-1728 (575 amino acids)
Biological process (GO): protein localization to vacuole
Cellular component (GO): vacuolar membrane
Source: RefSeq, a predicted model, not a curated record